GGUAAUGGAAUAGUAUCUUCCGCGUGGCAAUGUGGAAGAUGCAAGAGGCGCGAACAUUGUCACCACUUGUGGAAGGCUCAGUGUCUCGUUUGGGUGAGGAAUUGAAUUUACGUGCGGUUGUUACGCACGACAAGCGUAAAGUUUUAUUACAUAUGAGGACAGGAGACCCAUUUGUUGGAUUUGAUCAGCAAAUGCGGCAAGCUAGUGCACCCGUAGCUUCGCCUGUCUCAGAGACUAGUGCGAUGGAUGAAGACAUUGAAGAAACGCGAGAAAAAAAUGGUCUUGAGACAGUUGAUAGGCCUGAUGAUGAUGAAGAUGAUGAAGAGGAGCCUGAGGAGGAUGAAAAUAUUCAAGAUGUGAAUCGAAAUCGGACUUUAGUGAGAGAAGAUGAUGAAGAUGAUGACGAAGCUCAUGAGAGAAAUGGAAAUUAUGACGAUGAAGAUGUUGAGGUCGAUGUGUGUCGAGAAGCUGAAAGCAAUCCUAGUAGUCCAGUUGAUCUAACUGCUUCUUCUAGAACGAUAAGUGCUAAUGAACAAUUUCUUAAUCCUUUUGCAAAUCGUGCGGUUGGAUUGCAUGCCUUAUCGUGUAUUCAAUCCAGUGGUGGUAAUAGUGCUGUUCAUGGUGCAAGUGCUAAUGGUGUCAGCCAUCAUACAGCGACGGCUCCUUCUUACCUUCCUGGACAUGCAACUGGAUCUAUGACUGGAUCUAUUUGUAAUCCAGGAACUCAUUUAUCAAGAAUGAGUAAUGCAAUGGGUAGUUGUUUAACGAACACUUCACCAACUGUUCAAAAUAGCAAACGUGGACUUGCUUUCUCAGUUGAAAAUAUUCUUGAUCCUAAUAAGUUCACUGGAGGACGAGUAAUUCAUGAGAGAAUUACGUGUAGAAGACGACAAAGAACUGGAAGUGUACAGGAAGAUGGAGAUUCAAGUGGAGAGUUUGCUUCAGGAAGUGGUCAAGAAGAUGAAGGAGUUCAUGACCACGUGGAGGAAAUGGAGGAAGAGCCUGACGAUGAAGAUGAAGAUGAUGAAGACGUGGAGAUGCAGGGAGUUGACCAAGGUCGAGAAACUCCAACAGUAACUAGAGAUACUUCAUCAACGGGAUCAAAUGGUAGUAAAAAACGCCAAUCCUCAUCAUCAUCUUCAUCAUCAGGAGGGGGACAGAACCACCAAUCUUGUCAAAGUCAAUCAUCUCAAAAUGGAGGAAAUAAUUCUAAUUCAGCUGGAGGCAAACCUCGAAGAGCACGAACAGCUUUCACAUAUGAGCAACUUGUAGCUUUAGAAAAUAAAUUUAAAACAACGAGAUACCUUUCUGUUUGUGAACGGCUAAAUCUGGCACUUUCUUUGUCAUUAACUGAAACUCAAGUGAAGAUUUGGUUCCAGAAUAGAAGAACAAAGUGGAAAAAACAGAAUCCUGGUCUUGAUGUCAAUAGUCCAACUGUACCAACUACUCCCCCACAUCCAUCACCUUAUGCUCCAGCAUUUCUUUUUGCGACACAUCCUCACAGUCAUCCACAUUCCCAUUCACAUCCACAUCAACAUCCUCAUGCCCAUGUUCAUCACGCUGCACCGCCACCACCGCCUCCUCCAGGUUAUUAUCAUCAUCCUGCAGCUCCUUAUCCACCCACGGGUCCAACAUUCUUUGGUCAUCAUCUUGCUACUCCAGUUUCAGCGCCUACACCUGUUUCAUCAUCGACACCUACCACCACUGGUCUAUCUCUAUCUUCACAUGCCCAUGCACAUGCCCAUCCGCACGCGUAGCGUCCUCCGUAAAUUGUUAAAUCCUUCCCAAUAACAUGUCAUUAUAGCAGAACUCUUGUACAAUGAGUUUAAUCGAUCCUCUCGUCUCUUGUAUGCGAUGGACAAGCACGAGACAUUUGGUACCUGGCUUUCUAUCCACUCCAUUCUAAUCCUAACACUUCUGUUUAUUCCCUGAUUACCUACGUUUCUGCAGAAUCAACAUCCAAUCCUUACUGUAACAUACGUAGAUCAUCAAUCGCUUCUGGGUAAGCGAAAAAGACUUAAGUCAAAUGUGGAAAUUUAUAGACAAGCUGAUGUAGACAUCAAGUUUUAUUCAAUGACAAAAAAACUGAUGGUGAGAAUGAUAUGUGCAAAAAUAAAAUUAUACAAAGUGUGAUAAGUGAUAUUGAUAAGAGAUUUACGUAGCUGAUAUAUUUGAAGAUGAAUGUUUUGAGUAUGUGAAUUGUCACAUUCGAGAUCUGUAAAA
Molecule: messenger RNA, 2223 nt
Organism: Chelonus insularis
Lineage: Eukaryota; Metazoa; Arthropoda; Insecta; Hymenoptera; Braconidae
Gene: slou
Product: slouch
Exons: 2
Coding region: 30-1757 (575 amino acids)
Biological process (GO): regulation of transcription by RNA polymerase II; cell differentiation
Cellular component (GO): nucleus
Molecular function (GO): DNA-binding transcription factor activity, RNA polymerase II-specific; RNA polymerase II cis-regulatory region sequence-specific DNA binding
Source: RefSeq, a predicted model, not a curated record